Molecule: messenger RNA, 1072 nt
Organism: Ahaetulla prasina
Lineage: Eukaryota; Metazoa; Chordata; Lepidosauria; Squamata; Colubridae
Product: A-kinase anchor protein 13-like
Exons: 6
Coding region: 404-1072 (222 amino acids)
Biological process (GO): positive regulation of canonical NF-kappaB signal transduction; adrenergic receptor signaling pathway; regulation of Rho protein signal transduction
Cellular component (GO): membrane; actin cytoskeleton
Molecular function (GO): MAP kinase scaffold activity
Source: RefSeq, a predicted model, not a curated record
CUUCUUUCGCGAGCUGCUCAGCGGCCCCCUCGACGCAGGCGCGCGGCGCUGGAGAAGGAGCCCUUCGGCUGCUCAGUCGCUCGCUCUCCGGCUGCUUUGGCUCGUUGGCUGGCUCGGCGCGGCUGGAGGGAAGCAGCCCGAGAUCGCUGGCUGGCCCAGGCGGCCCCGGAGCAGCCAUUUCUCUCACCCUGCAGCUGUCCACCCCGCGUGGAUGCCCAGCCAGGCGCGUCUCUUCGCCCGCCUUUGCCCUCCUUCCCGCGGGGGAAGCCAGACGGACGCCGAGCCUCCCCGGCUGGCUGGAACUCAUCUUUGAGUUGCGGUGACUCUCGGUGCCCGAUUCUUGGGAUUUGGCAGAAUUUGCGGAAGCCUGCAUGCUGCUUCAUGCAGACACACGUUCUGGGUCAUGAAACUUAAUCCACAGCAAGCUCCAUUGUAUGGUGACUGCAGAAUCACCAUAUUGCUUACUGAAGAUGAUCAUGUUGAAAGUGACGAUGUGAUUUUUUACCUCGUUUUUACUGGAUCCGCCCUUCAACACUGCACCAGCACUAGGAAGCUUGAUUCAGGGAGGUUGGAAACAGUUGCUCCAGGUCAUGACUGUUGCGAGACGGUGAAAGUCUCUCUCUGUGCCACCAAGCAAGGUCACCCUCUUUUGGUGGUGGCGGAAGACAGUUUGCAGUUCGUCCAGGAUGAAGCCUACAACGCGGCACAAUUCCUGGCAUCGUGUGCUGGAAACCAGCAAGCAUUAAACUUUACACGUUUCCUGGACCGUUCCAGGCCACCAGCCGGGGACUUAGAUUUUCUGGAUGAGAAAGUAACUUUGGCGUUUCGUCACCUGAAGCUGCCGACCGAGUGGAACGUGUUGGGAACAGACCACAGUCUCAACGAAAAUGUUCCCCGGGAGACGUUGUUGCAUUUUGCAGCCAGACUUGGUUUGCUGCGGCUGACGUGGUUCCUGUUGAAGCAACCAGGGGGCAGAAGCGCCGUGAAGGUUCCCAACAGUGAAGGAGCCACACCGGUGAGCUUAGCCUUGGAGAGGGGCUACCAGAAACUUCAUCACAUCCUGACCAAGUAA